AUGCCCUCCGUCCGUGACGAGUAUGCACUUGACGAUCGUCGUCUCGGCAUAGGCAUCGUCCCUCCCCUUCCUCCUGUGGUUCGCAGCUCUGGCGAGACGAUCACCGUCGGCAUCAUCGGCGCAGGCGUGGCGGGACUGUUCACCGCGAUGCUCCUUGAAAAGGCGAUCGAGGACCACGGCUUGGAUAUCAAGUACGAGAUCUUGGAAGCCGAGACCGUCGAGGGGGGGGCAUCCAUUCGGCGGAAGGCUGUGGACUCAUCGCUUUGGCGACUCGGAGAACGACUAUUAUGUGAGGCUUGGAUCUCGCUCGCUGUGGACCGCGGGGCGAUGCGGUUUCCCGAUAUCGCGUACAUGAAGCCCGCCAGGGACCUUUGCACCACGCUCGGACCCGAUAGAGUCAAAAUCCCGCAUAUCAUGUCCACCCAGCAGAAUAUCGGCUUCUUCAACGGCAAACGUCUCGCCGACGUGGAACGCCAAAUCAAAACCCACGCAAAAGAAUACGACCCGUUCAGAACAGGGGCUCGGCUCAAAGGAUCACCGGCACCGUAG
Messenger RNA from Heterobasidion irregulare TC 32-1, 549 nucleotides. RefSeq lists its product as uncharacterized. Bases 1 to 549 code for a protein of 182 amino acids. NCBI's taxonomy places the organism in Eukaryota, Fungi, Basidiomycota, Agaricomycetes, Russulales, Bondarzewiaceae. The record is from RefSeq and is a predicted model, not a curated record. The transcript has 2 exons.